AUGAAUCACGCGAUUGCUGUGUUGUUGGCUGUCUCGGUGACGUUGGCCACGUGCACCACCGUGUCGUCGAUCGACAAGUCUCAGGCCGGAGACCAGGACCACAAGGCAGACGGCAAGCAGAAACGCGGCGCGUGGGGCCUGGGAUACGGCGGCGGCGGUGGAUUCUACGACGAGGGCCUGAGCUACGGCACGCUUGGUGGUUACGGGCUGGGUAGCGCCAUUGGGACAGGGUACGGAGGGUAUGGUUACGGAGGAGCCAGUUACGGCGGCUAUGGUUAUGCACCACGCCACUACCCCACGCACGUGCACACUGCCACUACUAUUACCAAGAGCGUACCGGUACCGCACCCAUACCCGGUGACUGUCGAGAAGCACGUCCCGUACCCGGUGGCCGCACCGUACCCGGUCGAGGUGCCCAGACCGUACCCGGUGGCCGUGCCCAAGCCGUAUCCCGUGUCUGUCGAUAGGCCGUACCCCGUGCACGUGGACAGGCCGUACCCGGUGCCCGUGCCCCAGCCGUAUGCAGUGCCGGUGGUCAAGCACGUCGGCGUCCCAGUGCCACAUCCGUACCCGGUCGAAGUCCGCCGGCCGUAUCCCGCCCUGCCUUUACCCUUCCACAAGCCGCUGUAUUCAGACCACGACCUGUGGUGA
Molecule: messenger RNA, 651 nt
Organism: Macrosiphum euphorbiae (potato aphid)
Lineage: Eukaryota; Metazoa; Arthropoda; Insecta; Hemiptera; Aphididae
Source: the annotation of a GenBank genome assembly